Molecule: messenger RNA, 561 nt
Organism: Lathyrus sativus (Indian pea)
Lineage: Eukaryota; Viridiplantae; Streptophyta; Magnoliopsida; Fabales; Fabaceae
Source: the annotation of a GenBank genome assembly
AUGGCAGAAGAAGCUUCAUCACAGAUGAAUGCACUCUCUAUCUCUGAUGAUAAACCAUCUGCAACCGCAACGAUCUCUGAUGAUAAACCAUCUGCAACCGCAACGAUCUCGCUCAUAUCUUCUGACAAAAUUGUUUUCAACAUCGAUCCUUCAGUCGCAAAGGAGAUGGAAACCGUUCAAUCCUUCAUAUCCGAAACCGACGGCGAAAUCACAACAAUUCCUCUUCUCAACAUUUCCAGCCACGAUCUUCCACACAUAAUUGAAUACUGUGAGAAAAGCAUCGCCGGACAGAUCACCAAGGAGUACGAAGGCGAGUUCGUGAAAAAGCUGAACAAUGAAGAGGUGAAAGAGCUUUUCCUUGCCGCGAAUUACUUGAAUACGAAGAAGCUUUUUGAUUUUCUCAGCCAGGUGAUUGCAGAUCGGAUACAGAACAAGAGCGUGGAGUAUGUGAGAAAGUAUUUUGGGAUUGAGAGUGAUUUUACGCCGGAGGAAGAGGCUGAGCUUCGUGAGAAACUUGCAUGGACUUUUACUGGAGUGGAUCCUGAUGAAGAUGAGGAUUGA